CAGAAGGAAAUUGUAAACAUAGCUACUCCAGUGCUUUGCCAGAGUGCAGUCAAGUUUGCUUUAUGGUUUAGUCUCCGGUUAUUUUGUGUAUGCAGUGGAGUAUAUUUACAGUUUAAGAAUGUGUUAACAUUUAUGUGUGAGGAAAUAUCACAGAAAGUCGCCGGUUAGCCGAAAAGCUUAGUACAAUUUUGACUUGGGGUAGCCUACAGCUGGCUAGCUUCGCGUCUAGUGACCACAGGGCACAAACCCUUACUGUCGGGGGUGGCUGGCUUCUGGACUUUCGUGGGUUUUUGUAGCCCACUAAACGGCGAUAAACAACAUGGCAGACGUGGACACGUCUUCCAAACAAGCAGACGAGGUCGAGCAGCUGAAGGAGGAGGAAGAAGUGGAGGACGAAGAGGAGCUCCCUCACUCGGAGUUUCUGGACAUCUUUGAGGAAGGGCUGGCCAUGAUAGUUCAGGACCCGCUGCUCUGCGACCUGCCCAUCCAAGUCACCCUGGAGGAGGUCAACUCGCAGGUGGCGCUUGAGUACGGCCAGGCGAUGACUGUGCGAGUCAUGAAGGCGGAUGGAGAAGUCAUGCCCAUCGUAGUGGUGCAACAGGCUACGGUGCUCCACUUGAAGAAGGCCAUCCAGCGCUUCAUGGAGCUGAAGCAGCAGCGUGAGGGGGGCAUCAAGCACAUCAGCUGGAGGUACGUGUGGAGGACCUUCCACCUGGUCUACGGAGGAGAGAAGAUGGACGACGACACCAAGAAACUCAAGGACUACGGCAUCAGGAACAGAGACGAGGUGACCUUCAUGAAGAGGCUGAAGAAGAAAUGACCUUCAGGAAGAGGCUGAGGAAGAAAUUACCUUCAUGAGGAAGCUGAGUGUAACAGAGGCCAACUAGCAGAGUGUGACGUGGACUGUUAGUCCCCCCCACUUCAAGCACAGUGACUAAUUAGUAAACCUCCCUUCCGAAGCCUCAUACAGUAUCGUUAGCACUAGCAUUUGGAUGACAGAACAUUUGGUAAUUCCAUCUCACAAAGACUUUAUAACAGGAGAACAUUCUCGAGUCCAAGCUUAAGCCUGCCAACACUUUUUUUCCCCAAAGGAAGUGUCAAAGGAAGUCCUCUAAUGUGUCGUGCUUCACACACAAAGAGACGAACAUGCAUGCAUCGUGUUCUUGUCUCCACAUACAGUACUUGCGUUACAUUACAUUACACUUAGCUGACGCUUUUAUCCAAAGUGACAAACAGUUAAUAUUUUUCAGGGUAUUUGUUAUAGUCUCUGGAGCAAUGUGGGGUUCUGUGCCUUGCUCAAGGGCACUUCAACCAUUGAUUAAAGUGUAGGGAGAGGUCAGGUGGGAUUCAAACAACCACCAGAUUGAAAGACCACCUCCCUAACCAUAAUGCCACGACUGCCCCGUGGAGGACAAUACAUAGCUCACAUUCAGGCUUUCCUUGACUUUUCCAUGACUUCCCUGACCUAAAAUCUGAACUUUUAUGACUGGUUGAAUAUGGAAAUGUCCAAUAUAACAACUGAGCUGAUGUAAGGGACAUGUCAGGGUCAUCGGAAAGACAUGACAUGUAUCAGAAAACAAACCGGUUACUAACAAUUAACAGCCCCCUUACAUAAACAGCUUAACAGUUUUGUUAAAAGUUAACUCAAACAGAAAUUACAUUUGCAAUACAAAAUCUUUUUAGGGUGCAUGGGCCAAUUGGGAAGUGUGUCUUUUCAAGGUGGCUUAUAUAACUAUGAACGCUGGGAGAAAACCCUGACACCAGCUUUUUUUCUUUAAGCCCCGAUGGUAUGUGGAUGAAGCCGUGGGCUCACCUGACGUGUAAGGUCACAUGAUUCCCCAAGACGCUGGCUGCUGAGGUGGAAUGACGUCCACACCCCU
Engraulis encrasicolus (European anchovy) is the source of this 1880-nucleotide messenger RNA. It is a transcript of the gene snrnp25, whose product is annotated as small nuclear ribonucleoprotein 25. Gene Ontology annotation, molecular function: protein binding. Gene Ontology annotation, cellular component: U12-type spliceosomal complex. NCBI's taxonomy places the organism in Eukaryota, Metazoa, Chordata, Actinopteri, Clupeiformes, Engraulidae. The record is from RefSeq and is a predicted model, not a curated record. The transcript has 3 exons. Gene Ontology annotation, biological process: mRNA splicing, via spliceosome. The coding region runs from base 320 to 820 and encodes 166 amino acids.